AUGGGUAAAAGAAAGUUGUCUAACGAGCAUGUUUCUGCUGUCGAAACUUCAAUUCCAGAACAUGCUGCCGAAAUUGCUGAACAACGCAGCAAGGAACAUCCAUUAGUUUUUGAAGAACCACUAGUUCAUCAUGAUGCUGGUGAAUUUUCCGGCAUGGUUCGCCAUCAAACUACUGCAGAAGAAGCUGAGAAAUUAGAGAAUGCCUCUGUGAAUCCGUUUACCGGAAACCCAUAUUCUGAAAAGUACUAUGGAAUCUUAAAAGUUAGAAGAGACUUGCCAGUGCACGCUCAAAGAGCUGAAUUCUUGAAAAUUUAUCAAGAAAACCAAAUCAUGGUGUUUGUGGGUGAAACUGGUUCUGGUAAGACCACUCAAAUUCCUCAAUUUGUGUUAUUUGACGAAAUGCCACAUUUAAGGAAUACUCAAGUUGCUUGUACACAACCACGUAGGGUUGCCGCUAUGUCUGUUGCACAGAGAGUUGCAGAAGAAAUGGAUGUAAAGCUAGGGGAAGAGGUUGGUUACUCCAUAAGAUUUGAAAAUAAAACUUCCAAUAAGACUAUUCUCAAGUAUAUGACUGAUGGUAUGUUAUUAAGAGAGGCCAUGGAAGACCAUGAUUUGAAGCGUUACUCCUGUAUUAUUUUAGAUGAAGCACACGAACGUACCCUAGCUACUGAUAUCUUGAUGGGUCUUCUUAAACAAGUUGUUCAACGUAGACCUGAUUUGAAAAUUAUCAUUAUGUCUGCUACCUUGGAUGCAGAAAAGUUCCAAAAGUAUUUCAAUAAAGCUCCCUUAUUGGCCGUUCCAGGUAGAACACACCCAGUUGAGAUCUAUUACACACCAGAAUUUCAAAGGGACUAUUUAGACAGUGCUAUAAGAACAGUAUUGCAAAUUCAUGCAACGGAAGAAAAAGGUGAUGUGCUAUUGUUUUUGACUGGUGAAGAUGAAAUUGAAGACGCCGUAAGAAAGAUCUCACUAGAAGGGGAUCAAUUAAUAAGAGAACAAGGUUGUGGACCAUUGUCUGUUUAUCCUUUGUAUGGUUCUUUGCCACCACAUCAGCAACAACGUAUCUUCGAACCAGCUCCUGAAUCUCAUAAUGGUAGACCAGGAAGAAAGGUUAUCGUAUCAACUAACAUUGCGGAAACAUCUUUGACUAUUGACGGUAUUGUGUACGUUGUUGAUCCUGGUUUCUCGAAGCAAAAGGUUUACAACCCAAGAAUAAGAGUGGAAUCUCUUUUGGUUUCCCCAAUUUCUAAAGCUUCUGCUCAACAAAGAGCUGGUAGAGCUGGUCGUACCAGACCAGGUAAGUGUUUCAGACUUUACACAGAAGAAGCGUUUAAGAAAGAGUUGAUCGAACAGUCAUACCCAGAAAUUUUACGUAGUAAUCUUUCUUCUACUGUUUUGGAGUUAAAGAAGUUAGGUAUUGAUGAUUUGGUUCAUUUCGAUUUCAUGGAUCCGCCAGCUCCAGAAACAAUGAUGAGAGCACUUGAAGAAUUGAACUUUUUGGCUUGUCUAGAUGAUGAUGGUAAUCUAACACCUUUAGGUAGAUUAGCUUCACAAUUCCCGCUUGAUCCUAUGCUUGCUGUCAUGUUGAUUGGCUCACCAGAAUUUUCAUGUUCAGAAGAGAUUUUAACUAUUGUCGCUAUGUUGUCGGUUCCAAGUGUUUUCAUUCGUCCUUCAAAAGAUAAAAAGCGCGCUGAUGAUAUAAAGAGUGCCUUCGCACAUCCGGAUGGUGACCAUUUGACAUUGUUGAAUGUUUACCAUGCUUUCAAAUCAGAUGAAGCGUACGAAUACGGCAUUAACAAGUGGUGUCGUGACAAUUUCUUAAACUAUAGAUCUUUAUCUGCCGCUGACAAUAUCCGUAAUCAAUUAGAAAGAUUGAUGACACGUUAUAACUUGGAAUUGAAUACGUCCGACUACAAUUCUCCUAAAUAUUUCGACAAUAUCAGGAAAGCUCUUGCAGCAGGAUUCUUCAUGCAAGUGGCAAAGAAGAGGUCUGGUGGUAAAGGGUAUAUUACAGUUAAAGAUAAUCAGGAUGUACUAAUCCAUCCUUCUACAGUUUUAGGACAUGACGCUGAAUGGGUAGUUUAUAAUGAAUUUGUCCUCACUUCAAAGAACUAUAUUAGGACCGUUACAUCAGUGAGACCAGAAUGGUUACUUGAGGUUGCACCAGCUUAUUAUAACCUUGAUCAUUUCCAAAAGGGUGAUAUUAAACUUUCAUUAGAGAGGAUAAAGCAAAAGGUUGACAAGAUGGAAGAACUAAAUAAGGAAAGGAAGUCCAAGUCCGGAAAAUCCAAGAAGUCGAAAAAAUAA
Messenger RNA from Kluyveromyces marxianus DMKU3-1042, 2307 nucleotides. RefSeq names its product DEAH-box ATP-dependent RNA helicase PRP43 (gene PRP43). Gene Ontology annotation, cellular component: spliceosomal complex; intracellular anatomical structure. Bases 1 to 2307 code for a protein of 768 amino acids. The record is from RefSeq and is a predicted model, not a curated record. The transcript has a single exon. NCBI's taxonomy places the organism in Eukaryota, Fungi, Ascomycota, Saccharomycetes, Saccharomycetales, Saccharomycetaceae. Gene Ontology annotation, molecular function: ATP binding; RNA helicase activity; RNA binding.